Molecule: messenger RNA, 1218 nt
Organism: Caenorhabditis remanei
Lineage: Eukaryota; Metazoa; Nematoda; Chromadorea; Rhabditida; Rhabditidae
Exons: 7
Coding region: 1-1218 (405 amino acids)
Biological process (GO): positive regulation of transcription by RNA polymerase II; anatomical structure development; cell differentiation
Molecular function (GO): zinc ion binding; nuclear receptor activity; RNA polymerase II cis-regulatory region sequence-specific DNA binding
Source: RefSeq, a predicted model, not a curated record
AUGAGUGACGAGGAUGAGCCGCUCAACUUCUCGACAUCAAAAACUACAGAAGACGUCAAAGAGGGUAUUCUCGGAGUUCGGUCGAUAUUCAACACGCCACUUCUGUUUCCGCCACCAAUGUUCAACGCAGGUGUAAUUUCUCCACAUAUCGCUGCAGCUCUUGCCAUGUCAUUCAACCAACAAAGAAUGAAUGCUAGUGUAUCUCCACCACUCGACCACACAACUAUCAGUGUGAACAGUUUCCCAUCAAUGGGAUCAGUGAAGACAGACAGCCCUCCAACUUCAUCUUCACCAACAUUAUGUUGUGCCGUGUGCGGUGACGUUAGCAGUGGAAAGCAUUAUGGAAUACUUGCUUGCAACGGAUGUUCGGGUUUUUUCAAAAGGUCAGUCAGAAGACGACUUAUUUACCGAUGCCAAGCUGGUACUGGGAACUGUAUUGUCGAUAAAGCUCAUCGUAAUCAAUGUCAAGCGUGUCGUCUCAAGAAAUGUCUUAACAAGGGGAUGAACAAAGAUGGUAUCAGACAUUCGACGGAUUAUGAUAGUUUUCUCAACUUUUCAGCUGUUCAAAAUGAACGACAACCAAGAAAUACUGCGACGAUUCGACCGGCGUUAGAUAUGGAUCCUCAGAAUUUUUUCAGAGAGUACGCAGGUGCUGUUUCUGCAAUAAUGGGACACUCUACUAUGAUUAAGAGAGAAGACUCUCCUUCUAGUGCUAGUGAUGGGAAGACUGAAGAUGAAAAGAAGGAUAGUCUUCAAGAAUCAGCAAUGUCUCAUCUGGAAAGUGUAUUAAAAUGGGCACAACAGUUCAGACUAUUCGCAGUGCUCUCUGAUGCUGAAAAGCGUCAAAUCAUUCUGACACAAUGGCCACGUCUCUUGUGUAUUGCAUUGUGUGAACAGUUGGAUGAUACUACUUUGGACGAGCACCUCACCAGUAUCAUGCUCAAAUUCCGACGUUUAGACGUUUCGCCAGCGGAAUUCAAUUGCAUGAAAGCGAUCACCAUCUUCAUGAAACCCAAUGAAGAGUCUCACUACCAAUUCGAAGACCAACUCGAUCAAUGCAUCUGUCUCCUUCAACAGUGUUGCCAGAAACUCGAUUCAUCCCCAUCCCGUUUUGGAAAACUUCUGCUCCUUCUUUCUGAGAUCCAUUUCUAUCAAACCGGCUAUUUGGAAUCACUUCUCGAUACUAAAAUAUCUUAUCUUGUGACCCGUUUCUUAUAA